Ruditapes philippinarum (Manila clam) is the source of this 5170-nucleotide messenger RNA. RefSeq lists its product as uncharacterized. Lineage: Eukaryota; Metazoa; Mollusca; Bivalvia; Venerida; Veneridae. The transcript has 11 exons. The coding region runs from base 155 to 2221 and encodes 688 amino acids. The record is from RefSeq and is a predicted model, not a curated record.
GACUUAGACAGAUAACAAACAGGUUUUGCCAAUGUUAAAAAGUAAAAUGGGACAUAUAAAUGGAUGUGUUUAAAGAUCCUGUAACACAAUUUUUUAUGGUUUAAUUUCAUAAAUAUGAUGCUCAAAUCAAGAUUUCAUGUAAAUAAAGGGAGUGAUGGAUCGUGUAUUGCUUGCGUUUAUUCUGUCACUGUGUACCACCUCAUCUCUGACCAUCAGCUUACCCGAUGGAGCCGAGGUUAAAUGUCCGUCCAGAUAUCGUGUCCAGGCUAUGAGUGACAAAUCUGUUGAGCUUCAAGUUGUUGAUAACAAGACAGAAUGUAAAAGAUUAUUGAGGGAGAAGUACACAAAAAGGACAAAUAAGAAAGACGUCAGGCCGUUAGUGACCACAAUAUAUAAAGACGGGAGCUACAAAGCGAACAUAAGCUGGGAAUUCAUGCAGAGAAAAAAAUUACCAAAACUGUUCCUCAUAAAUCUGACGUUCUACCACGAAGAAACAGACAUGUACAUAUCUGACACGUGUGUUUUACUUCGAAUUACUGGAAAUAGAAAAAUAAAAUCCAAGGGACUUGUGAAGUUCUAUUUCGACUGUCUACCGUUACUAGAUACUCCAAAAAUCGGUCUAGAUGUUCAGUUAUGGGGUUACUCUAGGACAGGGCGACCAUGUAGGUCAUUGCGCUCACUUCCACAGAAUGGAGGCCCAUGUGGCCCGGAUGUACGGUGUUCCGGUGAAAGAAGGUUUUCUAUCUCAAAAGAUGCGCACCCCUAUGAGCUCUGUGCGUGUUAUAUAAAGCAUAGAGAUAUACCGAAGCUUAACUGGCAGUAUGACUACAGUCAACAAAAAUUUCACAUCAAUUUCACAAAUGUUCCACCGUAUUUACAAAGUGCUACAAUUGAAAUUGUGGAAAAACAAUCUGACGAUAGACUUGUGGAAGAUAUUGAAGUCCGACAAGAUAAAAUCCAUGAUGGCGAGAUACAUGUAGAUUCAAAACAAUUUGAUAUUGGAAAUUACACAGUAUAUGUAUGUGCAAAACUAAAACUUUUUCUGCAAUGUGAAGAACCAGGAUAUUAUGACAAGCAACGAAUUAGCGACCAUUGUGACGCCGAUAACAAUUAUUUUGCUUAUACAUCGCAAACUUUAACUGUAAGAAGAAUCAAAUCCGAGCAAGUACCUUCACAAGAACAGACGUUGUGGGGUGAUAUAAAGUUACAGGUGAUAUUAGGUGUUAUAGGGGGCCUACUUAUCACCGCCGGUGUUACAGGGGUCACAUUUUAUUUCUGCCAUAAAAGAAAAGUAGAUGGGAACCGAUCGGAUAUUGUGUCGUCAGUAAACGGGAUGGAAAUGCAAGUGUUAUCUGGUAUGGAAGGCAGUGAAACGGUAGAACAAGACACACUAAUAACAAGACCGAACACAGAAAAUAAUUUACCACCAACUUUUCUUGAAACGCAACAACGAACAAAUAAUGUUGAGGGAAAUCUAACAGCAAAUGAAAACAUACAUGACCUCAUGGAUGAAACAGGGCAUCUGCUAGAAGAAUAUAGACCUAAGCCUUCUGCUAACGAAAAUGGAAAUCAUGUAGCUAACGUUACCUUGACAAGGAAGAAGUACCAAAUUAUGCUUAUCUAUAUCCCAGAUGCAGAAAAUCCACAACUUGUUCAAAAAGUUGUAGAAUUGGAUCAGAGAUUGACUAAUGAUUUCGGCAUUAUUAUUGAAACACCUACAGCUGGUAAUCUGUACGACUUUGCGGAAUCAGCCUUUGAUAAGUAUUUAAAUGUUGUAAUGAUAAUGUCUAAAGAAUUAGCAACAGUUUGUCGUCAGUUUAGAACUGCUGACGAAAGGUCUGUACAAUUACAUUGUAAUAAAAAUCGUGCUAUUCUGCCAUGCAUUGUGCUUAAUAAAAUGGAAAACCUAAUACAAUUUCCAACAUCAAUACAACAUGGCACCAAACCUUUGCUUAACAUUGUUUGUCUUGAUGAGAGUCGUGAAACAAAACAAGCGCUUGAAGACUUUUUAGAGGAUCACCAAUUUCUUGAUACUAACAACACCCGUCUGCAUACAAUAUGUAAAAGUGAUCUUAUUUCGGAAGAACUCUCGCCAGGUCUCAAAACGCUGUUAAACAAUUUUAAACCGUCGGUUAGGCACGAUAUACCAGCAGCCAUUAAACUUCAGAUAAUGCAGUUGAACAAUGACACGGACAGUUUGAACAGUGAGUUGGAGCAAUGAGUAGUAUAGGGGUCUCUUAAGCCCCAAGACUGCGCACGAGCGGCGAUAGUAGAUGUCCAGAGUUCGAGAAUAUUUUUCAUAUUGUUCUAUUUUUUUACCUGAAUAAGUGGUGAAAAUAGGUUUCUUAAACCCAGCAAAACAAAAUCAAUGUGGUGCAGAGUUGAUUCGAUUGAGCCACUUGUUGACGUCAGAUGUGUACAAACUCUCUUCUGUCCACAUAUCUAGCACCGUCUGAUUCAGAAUAAUUCAAAAUUCAAGAUCAAGAGCUUUCAAGUUGUGAUAUGAAAGAAACUGUAGAAACAUUGGAUAAUCUGUACUUACUGAAAUAAUCUGAUCUGAGUGAAAAAGACAUUUGUGGGCAUUCAUGAUGUCAUGAAACCUUAUUAUAAUAUGGAAUGAAAGAUUGAAAUAUAUACAUGUAUAUAUGUUUAUUGUAUAUAUACACUUUCUCUACCAAACUUUUCAUAUGUACAUGUAAAUGCAUAACAACAAUUUUAUUAUCCAUUACUGAAGCUUUUAUAUCGAAUUGUACUGAUAAAAGUUUGUUUCAAAAUCGCUUAUAAUAAAUAUUGAAAUAUAGUCAUACCGGUAUGAAAAUACCGAAUGAAGACUUAAAGUGGAUUUUAGUUCCUUAUCAGUUACUAAUUAUUUAUUCUUAUGUAGUGGUUUGCCUGCCCCUGCUCUGCCUUGUGCCCUUUCCUGUUUUUGUUUGGGGUCAUCCUGGGCUCCUUGCCACUGGCUCUUGUUACUCGGUCGGGUGGGGACUGCGUUCAUUGAACGCCGCCUUUCCUUGUUGAUCUUGUUUAUCAUAUUUUGGUCUACAAUAGGCACAUUUUCCAUAAGUAUGUCGUAUAUUAAUAAAACCAAUAGAAAUGUAUUAUUUGGAUAUUCUUAUAUUGCUUGAAAAAAAGGUGAUCAAGUAGUGCGUGAUUUAGUAUGAUUAUUUAUAUGAUGAAUAAUGAUAUUUUGUUCUAGAUCAAUUUAUUUUGAUGAAUGUCAAGACCAAUAACUUGUAUGUAAAAUUUCAGCUUACUCCAUUUUUUCUGGAAUAAUUUUCUAAUUGCUUAAAAUAAUCUAAAUUGCGUUGCAACGUUUUUUUACUCAAACCGGGCUAAGAACAGCACAAAGCACGAUUUUCAAUUCAUUUAAGAGUAUAGUUUUUAAUUAUCUUUCUGUUUUAAGUGAGCAAGCUGAUUUAUGUAAGUAAUUCAAAUUUUAUGUUUUUUAGGGUUUUUGGCCUCGGUGGAGUUCCUUUAAUAUCAGCUUAUCAUGAUGUAAAUAACUUGUAGAUAUAUGAAAAGCGUAUAAUGCCAUAGUGUUGAUUUGUGACAAUCUUUGUACAACGAUUUACCUCAGGUUUUCAUUAUUCCGUCCAUUUGUAUUUUCUUAUUUGUUUAAAAAAAUAUAUACUGUCCAUUAUGAUUGUUAAGUUCCGCUUAUGAGACCACUUUUAAUGUUAAAAAUUAAAAAAAAAAUCACACACAUUAUAGAGAAACAAAAAUAAUGAAAUGACCAACUAAGAUAUAUUAUAGAGACACAAAUGACUCGCAAACAGGACUAUUAUAUGUUAUUUUGGUUUUGGAGUGAUAUAUGUGGAUAUAUUACCUGUUAAGAUUUUAUAUCACCCGAGCCGUUAGGCGAGGGUGAUAUUUUAUCUUGGCAGGUAAUAUAUCCACAUAUAUCACUCCAAAACCAAAAUAAUAAUUUUAUUACCCUUCCCCUGCCGAGUUUAGACGAUUUUUUUAAAAAAUCAUUGCUGUUUCAAAUGAAACGUCGAAAUAAGAUUCCCUUUAGGAUACCUCUUCGUCACAACAUGACGUCACAUAAAUACAUGACGUAUUUUUCCCGUACCUUACGAAAGUAAACAAGAGAAAAGGAGUAGUCUAUUGAACGCACUUUUUUGUAAUUAAUAUCAAGCUUUCACAAGGUCAUAUUUGUUUUCGAUACUGAUGGUAAUAUGUAUCAUUACUCUACUUUGGUAAAUAUUGAUCAUUUGACAGUUAAAAAAGUGCUUUUAAAUCGGAAUUUACACCGCGUAAAAUCGAACCGUACGCGCAUCACAUCAGCGCAUGUUGUUUACAACGUUGGGUACAAACGGAGAAAUUUAGUGUGUAUAUUACCCGUCUGGCUCGGUUAUAUCAAUUUCUUUCGGGUGAUCAAUAUCCAAUCAAAAAGGCGGAAAAAAUAUGGAAGGGUAAUAAAUCAUUAUAUAGACUUUCAGUUUGUAUGGUCUCAUAAGCGGAUCAUUACUGUGAAACAAAAUACAUGUAUUCUUGUAAAUAUAUAUAUAAGAUCAAUGUAUGUAUUUGUUUAUAAGAUUAUAAUAGAAGUUUUAUAUGAUUUUACUUUUGUUUUUGUUUUUUUUUCCAAAUGUUUUCGCAUUUUAUGAAUGUUUUAUGUGCUGUUACUGUCAAUAUUAUGUUCUUAACAUUUACUUAUGUUUGUUUAACAUUUAACCAUGUUUGUGCUAAUAGUAAAAUACCAUACAUUGCUUUAUGCAGAUAAUCUUGUAUCUUUAUAAUAUUCAAUAUUCUUUUAUAACUUUAAAUUGUGCUGAAAACUGAAGAUGUGCCUUUGCUUAAUCAUUUUAAAUUAUAAUUUUGUUACAGUAAUUUAAAUAAUUUACCGUUUGUUAUUGACUGUUUUUCUAAAGAUAUUUUUGUUUUCGUUUUUUUUCAAAUCGAUGUUGUACAUUUUUAUUUUUAUGAUAUUUUAUUUGCUUUAAAGGAUCUGCAUGUGUCUAAUCUGUCCUGCAAUAUAUUAAGUUUAUAACAAAAAAAAAAAAAAAUGAAAACAUCAACAACAACAUUUAUCUUUUAUGUAUGUACGUAUCAAAUUGGACAUUUAUGAUAACUGAAUUUUUUACUAUCCAAAAAAUGACUGUCGUAAUAGUGAUUGACCAACAGUUGAUAUUGGAAAAUGGUUGGCAUACAAUAAUUUGAAUUUAAA